Molecule: messenger RNA, 2472 nt
Organism: Sorex fumeus (smoky shrew)
Lineage: Eukaryota; Metazoa; Chordata; Mammalia; Eulipotyphla; Soricidae
Gene: SACK1G
Product: family with sequence similarity 83 member G
Exons: 5
Coding region: 1-2472 (823 amino acids)
Biological process (GO): BMP signaling pathway
Cellular component (GO): nucleus; cytosol
Source: RefSeq, a predicted model, not a curated record
AUGGCCUUCUCCCAGGUGCAGUGCCUGGACGACAGCCACGUCAACUGGCGCUCCAGCGAGGCCAAGCCCGAGUUCUUCUACAGCGAGGAGCAGCGGCUGGCGCUGGAGGCGCUGGUGGCCGACGGCCCCGACGCCUUCUACGCGGUGCUCAAGCGGGAGAACAUUCGGGACUUCCUCUCCGAGCUGGAGCUCAAGCGCAUCCUGGAGACCAUCGAGGUGUACGACCCGGGGUCCGAGGACCCCAGGGACCUGGGCCGUCCCCGGGGGCCCGCGGAGGACGGUGUGGGGAAGGAGGAGGAGGAGGCCGGAGCCGGGGACGGCGCCCCCCACGAGGCUGAGCCACCCCCCUCGCUGGAGUACUGGCCCCAGAAGUCGGACCGCUCCAUCCCUCAGCUGGACCUGGGCUGGCCCGACACCAUCGCCUACCGCGGGGUGACCCGGGCCAGCGUCUACAUGCAGCCGCCCAUUGAUGGACAGGCCCACAUCAAAGAGGUGGUCCGCAAGAUGAUCAGCCAAGCCCAGAAGGUGAUAGCUGUGGUCAUGGACAUGUUCACCGAUGUGGACAUCUUCAAGGACCUGGUGGACGCCGGCUUCAAGAGGAAGGUGGCCGUGUACAUCAUCGUGGACGAGAGCAAUGUCAAGUACUUCCUGCACAUGUGCGAGCGCGCCCGCAUGCACCUGGGGCACCUCAAGAAUCUCAGGGUGCGGAGCAUCGGGGGGACGGAGUUCUUCACUCGGUCAGCCACCAAGUUCAAGGGCGCCCUGGCCCAGAAGUUCAUGUUUGUGGAUGGAGACCGGGCCAUCUGCGGCUCCUACAGCUUCACGUGGUCAGCCGCGAGGACGGACCGGAACGUCAUCUCUGUGCUGUCGGGCCAGGUGGUGGAGAUGUUUGACCGGCAGUUCCAGGAGCUCUACCUCAUGUCGCACGGCGUCAGCCUCAAGGGUGUCCCCAUGGACAAGGAACCUGAGCCUGAGCCCAUCUUGCUGCCCACGGUGGUCCCUCUGGCGCCCUCAGGCACCGUGGCCAAGAAGCUGGUCAACCCCAAGUAUGCCCUGGUCAAGGCCAAGAGCGCCGAUGAGAUCGCCAAGACGUCCUCCGAGAAGCAGGAGGCCAAGAGGCCCCCUGGGCUGCGGGGCGCAGUGCUGGCCGAGCGGCCCGGGGACUUCAUGGAGCCACCGCCGCUCGUGCACCCGGGGCUGCUAAACCUGGAGCGCGCCAACAUGUUCGAGUACCUGCCCACGUGGGUGGAGCCUGACCCCGAGCCCGGCAGCGACAUCCUGGGCUACAUCAACAUCAUCGACCCCAACAUCUGGAACCCCCAGCCCAGCCAGAUGAACCGCAUCAAGAUCCGGGACACGUCCCAGACAGGCGCCCAGCUGUGGAAGCAGAGCCGGGACAGCGGCCCCAGCCCCACGCCCAGUGCCCCCCAGAACGAGGGCCUGGCCGAGAACGGCCUCCCCCAGGGCGACCCCGAGCCACAGGCCCCCGUACCCAAGCCCCGGACAGUCCCCGUGGCGGACCUGCUGGCCCAGGACGGCAGCGAUGCCGGGUGGGCCCCGGAACAUCGGGAAGAUGAGAUGCCCCAGAAUGGGACUGACCAUGGGCCGCCCCGGUCAGCGGGCCCCAGCCAUGCCCCGCUCCAGCGGCAGCUGUCUGUGACCCAGGAUGACCCCAGCAGUGUGGGGGAAGUGCUCCAUAACGGGCUAGACCGGGAGGAGGACGACGAAGAGGAGGACGACGAUUAUGUGACCCUCAGUGACCAGGACAGCCUCUCGGGCAGCUCCGGCCUCAGCCCCGGCCCCCGGCGGCCCUCGCUGGCCUCCUCGUCUGUGUCUGACGAAUACUUCGAGGUGAGGGAUAGCGCAACCCCUGCCCGGAGGCGCCACUCCGAGCAGGCUAACGGGCCCGCCCCCCUGGCCCGCCGGCAGCUCAGUGCCCCCCACGUGACCCGAGGAACGUUUGGGGGGCCCCUGGGUGGCUCCCCGUGGGCCCAGGGCCAGGAGCGUGACGAGACAAGCACUUCAAGAAGGAUGCGGGCCCCCCGCGCUGCGGACAAGGAAUCACAGGGCCAGCAGCUUCACCAAUACGGAGUGUCCGCCGCAGGGAUGCGGGACAAAGAGGGCUUCCCACGACCGCUGAGGACCCCAGGACCCCCCCGCUUCCGCCCCGCUGCUGACCGUGCCCAGAGUUCUGCCAGGAGAGUGGGCCCGGCCACGGCUAGCCCCGCCCACUGGCCGGCCAAGGGGGGGCCCGCAUCCCGCCCGCUGCAGGAUCCCGGGAGCCCACGGCCAGCCCGUGGCACCCACACGCUGGCCGACAGCCGGGCCCCCGAGGGGCACCUGGGCCCUUUCGGAAUCCCGUUCUCCAAACUGUCCCAGUCGAAGCACCUGAAGGCGCGGACGGGCGGCCAGUGGGCCUCGUCUGACUCCAGGCGGAGGGCCCCGGCCCCCAGGGACCGCAAGGACCCCUAG